Molecule: messenger RNA, 803 nt
Organism: Pseudomassariella vexata
Lineage: Eukaryota; Fungi; Ascomycota; Sordariomycetes; Amphisphaeriales; Pseudomassariaceae
Exons: 3
Coding region: 92-544 (150 amino acids)
Source: RefSeq, a predicted model, not a curated record
CUCCGUGUCACCCACUCGUCCCCCCGUCCGAUUGGCCCAACCAAACUGACAUUUGGCAAGCAAGUGAGGAUGGAUCUGGGGGACAUUGGUCAUGGGACACCAGGAUUGGGUUGCCAUGCGGCAAACCCCCUGUACUCUUGACUUGCCUUCUCUCGAGAGUUCAACGCCGGUGCAACUCAAGAACCAUCAACGAAAGCAUCAAGCUAUGGAGGAGCUUCCGGUCAGCUACCGGGUCAUUUACGAACGAGCCCACGCGAACCCGUUAAAUGUCACCCAUACGACCACACUUCGAUGCAAACCACCCCGAGCCAGAAGCCCUAGCUAUGUUGGGGAGAACAUCAAGUCACAAGGCAGAGAUGGGCUAGAAGGAUGUACAUGUGUAUGUUUACGGGCAUAUGUUCAUUAUUAUAUUUCUACAAUUGGGGACUUUACUUUCGUCGUCCACAUGGCGGAGCCAAAGCGGCAGCCAAAGCCGGGGCACACCAGCCAUUGUCCCCCUUUCAGUGUGUUCUACCUAGCUCCUUCCUGGCUGAAUCUGAAGUGAGCUUCCAAUUGUCCUCAGUAUGCUAUGUAGGAACCCACCGCGACUGGUCAGGUACAUAUCGAUACCUUUAUGCUCAUUCCAUUCCCCCUCUUCCAAAAGCAACGAAAUAAUAGUGUAGUAGUUUCUGACCCCCAUCGUCAUGUAGUUGUUACAAUGUCUUCAUGCUUUCGUGAAAUGCCAAAUCAUAUGUGCUGAACAACGUCUGUAGAUUUCAAGCUGGAGCCCCUGGUGCCCCUGGUGCCCGUGGACAAACACGUCG